AUGGAUGAUAACCAAGUUGAAGACCCUUCGGAAGGGUGUCCAUCGGCACCCAAACCAGAUGGGCCUGGAUUGGAAACGUUCAAUCGGGAGUGGGACGACACCUACUUCAACCACUUUCGACUGAGCCCCCAUGAACUGUCCUUCCUCGUUGUCCAUGACCUUCGCUAUCUACACAUGAAGAACAUCUAUUAUUAUCAGAUGGAGCUUUUGAAGAAAUAUCCCGCCGAAAUUGAACUAAAUAAUGACAAUGUCCAGGAACUGCGUAGGCUUUUAGGCGAGUACUGCCAAGCUCUCCAAAACUAUGAAUUUGUGCUCCGGCUUUCUAAGCCUUCGAAUCGAAAGGCUCGUGUUCAACGCGAAUGUCUCGAACAUGUUGGAGCGGGGGAUAAUAUCGAUCGAAAUGACCAUCGAGUUAUCCAUGGUUCUGCUGUUGGAUUCCUGGACCGCAUGUUCUCCCAGGACAUUUCGGACGCUGCUGAAAAUAAAAAGAUCAGACUGAGGGGGAAGUUUGACAUUUUGUUUCGGGACGUUUCGGUGAGAGAUAUCAUUCGUCGCGUUGUGGUUGGCACCUUUGUUGGCGCCCCAUUCCUUCUUGUCCCAAUGAUCAUACUUCAAUUUCGUACGACGACUGCGUGGAAAUUGACUACAGUCUCAGUUGCUGUUGUGGUUUUCUCUAUUUUCCUGGCUAUCUGUUCUGAUCAGAGCAAUGCUGAGCAUGUUGUAGCUGUUGCUGCUUAUGCAGCCGUUAUGGUUGUUUUCAUAGGCACCACGACGCCCGCUGGAUAA
Messenger RNA from Aspergillus udagawae, 786 nucleotides. RefSeq lists its product as uncharacterized. The transcript is spliced from 2 exons. The record is from RefSeq and is a predicted model, not a curated record. Lineage: Eukaryota; Fungi; Ascomycota; Eurotiomycetes; Eurotiales; Aspergillaceae. The coding region runs from base 1 to 786 and encodes 261 amino acids.